UCACAGCAGCAGAAAUGAAUGAAAAUGAGGCGAAGCUUAUCUUCAAAGACAGAAGAUGGUCACUUACUGGAAUGACCGCUCUUGUUACUGGAGGAACCAAAGGCAUAGGGUAUGCCAUAGCAGAGGAAUUAGCAGAAUUUGGAGCAAUCGUUCAUAUAUGUUCACGUAACCAAGAAGAUAUUGAUAAAUGUGUUAAAGAGUGGGAAAACAGAGGAUUUAGUGUAAGUGGGUCAGUUUGUGAUGUUCAAUUUCGCGAUCAACGUGAAAAUCUAAUGCAAACUGUUGCUUCUGUCUUUCAUGGCAAACUCAACAUCCUGAUAAACAAUGCUGGGACAAAUAUACUUACGGAUGCAACAGAUUGUCCUGCUGAAGUUUUGUCAACAAUCAUGGAUACUAAUUUCGAGUCUGCUUACCAUUUGAGCCAACUAGCACACCCACUUCUAAAAGCCUCAGGAUAUGGUACCAUAGUAAAUAUCUCCUCAAUUGCAGGCUACAAAGCUUUCCCUCAACAUGUGGUUUAUGCAGCAAGCAAAGGGGCUAUUAAUCAAAUCACAAGGAAUCUGGCAUUUGAAUGGGCAAAGGAUAAUAUUCGUGUAAAUGCAGUCGCACCUGGAACCAUAAUGACCCCACUUUUGGAAACUGUCACGAAAGAAAAUGAUGCAAAAAUAUUAAACAGCAUAUUGUCUCAACUUCCCAUGAGUCGCAUGGGGGAGCCUAAAGAGAUUUCAGCACUAGUUGCUUUUCUUUGCCUUCCUGCUGCUUCAUACAUCACUGGACAGAUUGUAUACGCAGAUGGAGGCUUCACAGUUUAAAUAAUGGCUUUUGAAUGAUUAUGUACAAUCCUCUUUAAUUAUAAAGAUUAAAAAA
Messenger RNA from Neltuma alba, 867 nucleotides. Its product is annotated as tropinone reductase homolog At5g06060-like. The record is from RefSeq and is a predicted model, not a curated record. Bases 15 to 812 code for a protein of 265 amino acids. Gene Ontology annotation, molecular function: oxidoreductase activity. The transcript has 6 exons. Lineage: Eukaryota; Viridiplantae; Streptophyta; Magnoliopsida; Fabales; Fabaceae.